CGGUGGCGGUGCAGCCCCCGCAGCGGGGUGCGGGUCACGUGCGAGGAGGGGCGAAAGUCUCGCAAACGGGGCGGCGUGAGCCGAGUUGGGAGUUCUCGGCGCCGCGGGCGGCGGGAGCGCGGGCUCCCGGGCGAGCCGGGGACGCAGCGGCGGUGGGGCCGGGGUCCGAGACGGCGGGGCGCGCCGAGAGCGCGAGGGAGAGAAGGACGAAGGACAGAGACGGGGCGGGAGACGGGCUGAGACGCGCAGGGGAGAGACGCCGGGCAGAGAGGGGGCGGCAGGGGCGAGGCUGGGAGGACGGCGGGACGGAGACAGACCCGCAGGGAGAGACGGCGAGAGCGCGGGAGACAGAGAGACCUGGGCCGGAGGGGGACGGGGACCUAGAGGGGCGGAGACGGGGCCCGGCCGUCCGCCCCGGAGGUCUCGGGCGGGAGGCGAGCGCAGCGGGGCCGGGAGUGAGGCGCAGGGCGGGGGGCCGCCCGAGAGCAGCGCGGGGAAGGCGCUGCGGGGGGCGGGGGGCGACCGGCGGCGGGAGCCAUGGGCCCUCGGAGCCCGCGCUGAGCCCUGCCCGGGCCCCGCGAUGCUGACGCCCAGGAGGCGCAGAGGGCGCGGCGCGGGGCAGCGCUGAAAGUUGGCGGCGCGCGGAGCCGGACGCGCGGAGGUUCGCGGACAGAGCCCCCCGACAGCCGGGGAGGGGCCGGGGCCGGCCGCCGGGUUCGCGGGGAGAGGGCGCCGGGACUCCCCUCUCCCCGCCGGGACGCCGCCCGCCCGCGCCGUGGGAUGUAGAGCCGGCGCGCAGCCUCGCGGACGCCAUCGGACCUCGGCCCGCGGCCCCGUGUCUUCCCCGGUGACCUCGCCUGCCUCGGGACAUGCUCGGGCACAACCGCAACGGGCAGCCCCACGCGCCCCGGCGGAAACGCCGCAACCGCUUCGUCAAGAAGAACGGCCAAUGCAACGUCUACUUCGCCAACCUGAGCAACAAGUCGCAGCGCUACAUGGCGGACAUCUUCACCACCUGCGUGGACACGCGCUGGCGCUACAUGCUCAUGAUCUUCUCCGCGGCCUUCCUCGUCUCCUGGCUCUUCUUCGGCCUCCUCUUCUGGUGCAUCGCCUUCUUCCACGGCGACCUGGAGGCCGGCCCCGUGGCGGCCCCGGCGGGCGGCGGCGGGGCGGCGCCGGCGCCCCCCAAGCCCUGCAUCAUGCACGUGAACGGCUUCCUGGGCGCCUUCCUGUUCUCGGUGGAGACGCAGACGACCAUCGGCUAUGGCUUCCGGUGCGUGACGGAGGAGUGCCCGCUGGCCGUCAUCGCCGUGGUGGUCCAGUCCAUCGUGGGCUGCGUCAUCGACUCCUUCAUGAUCGGCACCAUCAUGGCCAAGAUGGCCCGGCCCAAGAAGCGGGCGCAGACGCUGCUGUUCAGCCACCACGCGGUCAUCUCGGUGCGCGACGGCAAGCUGUGCCUCAUGUGGCGCGUGGGCAACCUGCGCAAGAGCCACAUCGUGGAGGCCCACGUGCGGGCCCAGCUCAUUAAGCCCUACAUGACCCAGGAGGGCGAGUACCUGCCGCUGGACCAGCGGGACCUCAACGUGGGCUACGACGUCGGCCUGGACCGCAUCUUCCUGGUGUCGCCCAUCAUCAUCGUGCACGAGAUCGACGAGGACAGCCCGCUGUACGGCAUGGGCAAGGAGGAGCUGGAGUCCGAGGACUUCGAGAUCGUGGUCAUCCUGGAGGGCAUGGUGGAGGCCACCGCCAUGACCACCCAGGCCCGCAGCUCCUACCUGGCCAGCGAGAUCCUGUGGGGCCACCGCUUCGAGCCUGUGGUCUUCGAGGAGAAGAGCCACUACAAGGUGGACUACUCGCGCUUCCACAAGACCUACGAGGUGGCGGGCACGCCCUGCUGCUCCGCCCGGGAGCUGCAGGAGAGCAAGAUCACCGUGCUGCCCGCCCCGCCGCCCCCGCCCAGUGCCUUCUGCUACGAGAACGAGCUGGCCCUCAUGAGCCAGGAGGAGGAGGAGAUGGAGGAGGAGGCGGCCGCGGCCGCGGCGGCCGUGGCGGCGGGCCUGGGCCUGGAGGCGGGCUGCAAGGAGGAGGCGGGCAUCAUCCGGAUGCUGGAGUUCGGCAGCCACCUGGACCUGGAGCGCAUGCAGGCCACCCUCCCGCUGGACAGCAUCUCCUACCGCAGGGAGUCCGCCAUCUGACCUCCGCCCGCCCGCGCCGCCUCUGCUGGGGGUGAGGUGCCAGGACCCCCUCCGCACUCAGGACAGAGCUGGCCCUGGCUCCGUGGACCUUCACAGCUGGGGGACCCUUCCUACUGACUCUGGAACCCGGGCCUGGGCAGGGCCCCGGAACCCUGUGCCCUGGCGCUCGCGUUCCCCAGCGCCUGCCAGCUGGCGGUUCCGGGGCCCUGGACCCACCAUCCUUUCCCCACCGGCCCUUCCAGGACGCGCCCCCUUUGUCCUCAGAACCUUGGGGACCGCGGCUGGACGCUGGAGG
This is a messenger RNA of Myotis daubentonii (Daubenton's bat), 2490 nucleotides long. RefSeq names its product potassium inwardly rectifying channel subfamily J member 4 (gene KCNJ4). Gene Ontology annotation, molecular function: inward rectifier potassium channel activity. NCBI's taxonomy places the organism in Eukaryota, Metazoa, Chordata, Mammalia, Chiroptera, Vespertilionidae. The record is from RefSeq and is a predicted model, not a curated record. Gene Ontology annotation, biological process: potassium ion import across plasma membrane; regulation of monoatomic ion transmembrane transport. Gene Ontology annotation, cellular component: plasma membrane.